This is a messenger RNA of Peromyscus californicus insignis, 11998 nucleotides long. RefSeq names its product cell division cycle 73 (gene Cdc73). The coding region runs from base 52 to 1647 and encodes 531 amino acids. Gene Ontology annotation, biological process: transcription elongation by RNA polymerase II; positive regulation of transcription elongation by RNA polymerase II. The transcript has 17 exons. Lineage: Eukaryota; Metazoa; Chordata; Mammalia; Rodentia; Cricetidae. The record is from RefSeq and is a predicted model, not a curated record. Gene Ontology annotation, molecular function: RNA polymerase II complex binding. Gene Ontology annotation, cellular component: Cdc73/Paf1 complex.
GCGGCGGCGGCGGCGGCAGCGGCGGCGGCAGCGGCAGCGAGGGGGGCGAAGAUGGCGGACGUGCUCAGCGUCCUGCGACAGUACAACAUCCAGAAGAAGGAGAUCGUGGUCAAGGGGGACGAAGUCAUCUUCGGGGAGUUCUCCUGGCCCAAGAACGUGAAGACCAACUAUGUCGUGUGGGGGACUGGAAAGGAAGGCCAACCCAGAGAAUACUACACAUUGGAUUCUAUCUUAUUUCUACUUAAUAAUGUACACCUUUCUCAUCCUGUUUAUGUCCGACGUGCAGCUACCGAAAAUAUUCCUGUGGUUAGAAGACCUGACCGAAAAGAUCUACUUGGAUAUCUCAAUGGGGAAGCAUCAACAUCAGCAAGCAUAGAUAGGAGUGCCCCCCUGGAAAUAGGUCUUCAGCGGUCCACUCAAGUCAAAAGAGCUGCAGAUGAAGUUUUAGCAGAAGCAAAGAAACCACGAAUUGAGGAUGAAGAGUGUGUGCGUCUUGACAAAGAGAGAUUGGCAGCUCGUUUGGAAGGCCAUAAAGAAGGGAUUGUACAGACUGAACAGAUUAGGUCUUUGUCUGAAGCUAUGUCAGUGGAAAAAAUUGCUGCAAUCAAAGCCAAAAUUAUGGCUAAGAAAAGAUCUACUAUCAAGACUGAUCUAGAUGAUGAUAUAACUGCCCUUAAACAGAGGAGUUUCGUGGAUGCUGAGGUUGAUGUGACCAGAGAUAUUGUCAGCAGAGAAAGAGUGUGGAGAACAAGAACAACCAUCUUACAGAGCACAGGAAAGAAUUUUUCCAAGAAUAUUUUUGCAAUUCUUCAGUCUGUAAAAGCCAGAGAAGAAGGGCGUGCCCCUGAACAGCGGCCUGCUCCAAAUACAGCUCCUGUGGAUCCCACAUUGCGUACGAAGCAACCUAUCCCAGCUGCCUACAACAGAUAUGACCAGGAAAGAUUCAAAGGCAAAGAAGAAACGGAAGGCUUUAAGAUUGAUACUAUGGGCACAUACCAUGGCAUGACACUGAAAUCUGUAACGGAAGGUGCAUCUGCCCGUAAGACUCAAACUCCUGCAGCCCAGCCUGUACCUAGACCAGUUUCUCAAGCAAGACCACCCCCAAAUCAGAAGAAAGGAUCACGAACACCCAUUAUUAUCAUCCCUGCAGCUACCACUUCUUUAAUAACUAUGCUUAAUGCAAAAGACCUUCUACAGGAUCUAAAGUUUGUCCCAUCAGAUGAAAAGAAGAAACAAGGUUGUCAACGAGAAAAUGAAACACUAAUACAGAGAAGAAAAGAUCAGAUGCAACCAGGGGGCACAGCCAUUAGUGUCACAGUACCUUAUAGAGUAGUAGACCAGCCCCUGAAACUUAUGCCUCAAGAUUGGGAUCGGGUUGUAGCUGUUUUUGUUCAAGGUCCUGCUUGGCAGUUCAAAGGUUGGCCAUGGCUUCUACCUGAUGGAUCACCAGUUGACAUAUUUGCUAAAAUUAAAGCCUUCCAUCUCAAGUAUGAUGAAGUUCGUCUAGAUCCAAAUGUUCAAAAAUGGGAUGUAACAGUGUUAGAACUCAGCUAUCAUAAGCGUCAUUUGGAUAGACCAGUUUUCUUACGUUUCUGGGAAACAUUGGAUAGAUACAUGGUAAAGCAUAAAUCCCACUUGAGAUUCUGAAUCAUUUGAUUCCUCCAUUUCUGAAAACUUGGUUUAAGAAGCAUGGAUAUAGCUUCAUCUACAGACUGAAACCCAAGCUUUAUGAAUUCAUCAAGAACUUGCAAAUGAAGAAGGCCACAGAGCAGUCUUUUAUAAGACCUUGUUUGAUGCUGUGUGCUUUAAAGGGGCAUUGCCUCCCAUCCAUACAAGCAAACUUUUUUGGCUUACAACUAUUUUUUUAAUAUUAGCCUUCUAGUCUGUAAUGGAAAUUGUAUAUUUUGAUAGAAGCUUUUUCUCUAUUGGUUAAAUUAGCAUUACUUAAAAAUUUGUUUCUUUAGAAAUAAAUACAGGUUAUAAAUGUGUGUAUAUUUAGAAGUUAUUAGGCUCUCUAAGCCAUCUUGCUUCUGAUUUUUCAUUGCUCUAUGGUUCCUUUUACUGGAAAAUACUGUCAUGAAUGGUUUUAAAUUUUAGACUCUAGAACUUCAAAACCCCAUCAAAGGGAAGUAACUAUUAAAUCAGUUGAAAGUUGGCCUGUGUGUAUACUAUGUCUAUACUAACUCAUGUUUAAAAAGGAAUAAUGAAAAAUCAAGAACAAGUCUUCAGUUUCGGUUGAACUCAGCCUUUUCAAGAUUUCUUUUGUAAAUGAAUACAUUUAAUGAAUGUACACUCUCUUUGUUGACUUUGAUGAUUUUAAACUUAAAGUGAUAUAUUUCUAUCUGGGAUAUGUUUCCACUUGAAAAGAAAUCUCAAGAAACAAAGAUUACAGUAUAAUAGGCUGUAGUGACUCUUACUUAGAAAGCUAAAAUAUGAUUUGGGAGACUGAGUACGUAUCAGCCUAGUUACAGUGUAACUUGAACUUCUAAGUUUGAUUUUGAUUCUUAUAUGCUAUAGGAUUUUGAGUCUUCUAUUUGUACACAUGUCAACUUGGGACUUCUUAUCUUCCAUUAUCCCUAAAUAUUGAUAAAUUCCCAGGCACCAAAGAACACAUUUGCUUACGUGUCUGAACAGAAACAAGAUAAAAACACUGGUAUUUUUAUGUGUGUGUUCAAUGUGGUAUAAAAUAUAAAACCUAUAUUUUAACUUAGUAAAAUAUUUUACUAUUUCUCUACUUUAGACAGAGUGUUGCAUCCAAGCUGCAAUGAAUGACCGUGCUCCUUGAGUCCUGGUUUUACCUUUUACUAUUUAAAAGGAAUGUUUAUUCCUUGAAACCGUUUUCUGCCAUUAGAGCUCUUGUUGACCAUCCCACCUUGUAUCUUGUUUUCUUCAGUGGCUAUCUCUUAGGUUAUCAAAUUGGGGGACUUGGGGGGUGCAGUAAAACAUUUAGCUCUUCUAUUCUGAUGAGGAUACUUAGCCUCUUUAGAAUUUAAUGCUAUCAUAAAGAUGAGAAAAAAGUAUUAAUUUAUUUUAUUAACUUACUACAAAAAUCAAUUGUCAGUAAAAAUGGAAAAGAUAUUUAUUCAGAUGGAGUUCAGUGGGCUCUCCAGAAGAGAAGCAGCUAAUGUUUCAAAUGACUUUAGUACAUUUUUAAUUUUAGUAGAUGUUGCCCACAAUUUCCUGUUCUCCUGCAUCCUCUUCUUUAUGGCAAAAGAAAACUCACUUUGUUCAGAGAAUUUCUCAGCAUACAAAUCUAUUCUUAAAUUAUGUAUUGAAUAAACUUUCUCCACAAUGAAAUAGUCAGUGAGUCAAACCUGUAAUACUUUAAUGUAAAAUUACUUUUUAGGACUACUGCAAAGUGGACAUGAACUACUACCUUUCCAUAAAGAUGUUUGAUAUUUAUUCUUACUAUCUGAAAUUUACUUGAUAACAGAGUAUGGUUAAAAUUAAUAUCUACUUUGAACAUGGUUUAUUUUUCUAUUUUAAAUUUGCUUUGUGUUUAGUCAAAGGUUUCUGGGUAUACCUGUAACUUAGUAAAUCUAGAACUAUGCUUUACGUGUAUCUUGAAAUCAGAUUCUUUGUGUGCACUGGGGUUUCUUGUUUUAUUUUUAAGAUUUCAAAAAGAAAAUUGAGGUGGAAGGAAACGUAAUGAGUUUCCUGCUGGCAGUUUGGUGGACACGUGUCAUGUACUUGUUCUUUUCCCAUCCCUGCUGACCUCCCCGUUCCUCUUGCCUCCAUUUCCCUUCUUGCUUUCCUGUCACAUAUGUUCUUUUUCUUUCUCUUUCUCUUUCUCUUUCUCUUUCUCUUUCCUCACCCUCUCCUAAGAACUCUUCUGCCUUCUGUAUCAUAGUUUCCUUUCUGUAAUUACCUACACAUAAACAUGCACAAACAUUUUAGAUUUUUUUUAACUUCAACAUUUUGGUCCCCUAAGUAAGUUUAUGAAAUUUUAUAGUGGUUAAGUAUAAAAAUAAAGGGAAAAAGCAAAUUAUAAAAAUCCACUAUGCUCAGCCAAUCAUUCAUUAAUCUCCUGUGACUCAGUUCUGCAGCAGCACCUAACAGUGCCUUGCACAUGUAGGCAUUCAGUAGUUAUUUAUAUGUGUAAAUGGAUGAUGUAUUUUCAGCAUAAGUGAUUCAGUCUUUAAAAUAGUUUUGACCUUAUUUGGUCUUAGAAUUUGAGAAUAAAGAAAUAUAAGCAAUGAGAAGAAAUAAGUAGAUAGUUUAAUGAAAAUGAGUACACAUUAGUAAGUUCAGUUUCCCUAUAAGUUGCUAACUGGAGGUAUUCUUGCCAGCUUUACUUGUAAAGGAAGGUUCUCUAUUAUCUGGAGUCUUCUAAGUAACAGUAAGAAAAAAUAUGUAGUUUUUAAUCAGAAGCUCACCAUUUGAAGAGAUUUGAAAAAUAUAUCUGAAUCCUUACUCUUAUUUUCUUGGAUAAACCCAGUUGUCACUAAAUUUCAAAAGUUUUCCAGAUAAUUUGUGUGUGUGUGUGUGUGUGUGAGAGAGAGAGAGAGAGAGAGAGAGAGAGAGAGAGAGAGAGAGAGAGAGAGAGAGAGAGAGAGAGAGAGAGAGAGGCGCGGGGGAGUGAGACUCACCCAUUUAAAGUGUUAUUGGAAAUGAUACCAGUAUUGAGUGUUGUGUUUCCUCCCUCCUUUUUUUCUCUUCAUCUUUGUAUAUUGUGUGUGUGUGUGUGUGUGUGUGUGUGUGUGUGUGUGUGUGUGUGUGUGUGUGUCUGUAUACAUGUUUUGAGGCCACUCUUUGCACUAGAGCAUCUCCCAUUGGUGAUAUUUUCCUAUAUCCCGAAAUGACAAAUUCAAAUCUUAUUUAUUUAAUGUACAAGGAGUAUUUUGCUGUUUAAUAUUUAAACAACGUUUAAUAUAUUUCAUUAUUAAUUAGUAUCAUAGCUUAUGAUUUGUUUGCUGUUUGCUUAUUAUUUUACUAAGUAUUCUUUAGCAGCAGAAGAACAGCAGUUUAUACAGGAAGAACUAAUUCACAAUGAGGAAAUUCUCAAGUCUUUAAGUUCAAAGAACUACUAAUUUCUUUGCUAUGCAGAGUAAGAUACAAUUCAACUAUGAAAAAAAAAGCAUAGUUUGAGUUAGUCUAUACAAAAAGUAAAAGUUCUCACCUAAAUGAAAAUUUAUCAAAUAAAUACUGAAGGAACAUUUCUUAAAUAAAAAUUUCUGUGACUUCUUAACACAAAGUGAUGACAGUGGUUUUUUUUGUUGUUGUUUGUUUUGUUUUUUGGAAAGUGGGAAGAGAUUUAUUGCACUGAUGAGAUAUGCAAAAUUAUUUGACAUUUCAUAAUAUCUUACAGUAUUAUUAAUACUGUAGUUACUGAAGCUGGUCAGAAUCAUUUAGAAAGUGGCUUUAAAUUUUGUGGGUUCUUGUUUUUUGUUGUUGUUUGUUGGCUUAAGGAUAAACCCAGAGCUAUGUGCAUUUUAAGCAAGCACUUCUACCACUGAGUUACACUCCAAACCAUAAAUUGUGAAAUUGGUUAAAUGCAAAAGUAUAACUAAACCAGAAAAGUUUUAUUUUUAGUCCCCCACUCCAGGGAAAUUUAUUAAAGCAUGUGUGUGAAUGUCCAUACAUGCAUACAUAGAUAAGUCAAAAGAUUUGUUAUUCUGUCUAAAUUUAUGUAGAAUGUCGAGAAAAUUAUAAAAGUAUAGAAAUUUCUUUUUAACUGAAAAGCUGGUGUCUGCUGUUUUUCCAAUAAAUGAAAUUUUAAUUUAAUUGCAUUCACUUUGAAAUUACUGGACUGAAUUUUCAUUAUCCAUUGGGCUUAAUUUUCAUAUGGUGAUUUUCAUUAAUUUAUAGUAAAAUGGAGAAUUGGUUAACCCUGACUUGGAGAAUUUAAAUAGAUCCUUUUUUUUUUUUUUUUUUUUUUUGACAUUCCUGGCCAUGUUUAGAAGUAUGUAUUGUCCCUAACAUAGUUUCUGCAAUAACAUGUUGGUAGAACAGCUGAGGAGAAAUUGAAAAUGUACACUAAAUGUAUAAAGAAGUCUUCUUAGUAAGUACACAUAAAUUUAUAAUGCUUUCAGGUCACUGAUGUGUUUGGGAUUGUGUAUUAUUUUAGGAACUGUUCAUAAGAGUAUCUUGGAAGUUAUAAAUUACCAUAUACUGAAAUGCAGUAAGCAUUUUUUAUAUGAAUAAAGUUUGUGAACUACAACCAGAUUUGUGCCAAAAUUUAAAAGAUGAGAUUAUAGUAUGUCAAAAUUAAGCAAAUGGUCUUUCCAAGUAUUUUGUGUGCUAUUGCGUUGUGUUUCUAUGCAAACAAACAUUAGUAAAGCUACUUAACCUCCUUCGGUUAUAGUUCUUAAUAGGUGACUUAGUCCCUACCAUAAUAGUGACCACUCACUGGUUGCUUAAUCAACAACUAGUGUUGUUUGUGAAGCAAAGUAUUUCCUGAAUAGAGCUUCAUUAGAAGCCUGUUACCUGAUGAAAAGUUCUCCUCCUUAUUCCAUUCUUAUAGCUUUAAAUUGUGGGCUUUAUUUUACAUACAACAUUUUGCUGUUAAAAAUCUUGAGUAUGUAUCUACCUUCCCUUAAUUCCCAAAAAAGGCCACAAACAAACAAAACAACAAACGAAGUGUGUAUGUGUACACACACACACACACACACACACACACACACACACACACACACACUCACACACUCACUCACUCACUCACUCACUCCAUGCCUACCAAGAAGGCAGAAAGUAUUGUUGAGUUUGGCAUGUUGUCUUUAUGUAAAAUGAUUCAUGAGAUUUGUCAGGCAUAGUAUUUCUCUUCAGGAAAUAAAUAUGUUUAUUCUUUGGAAUUAAUGAGUUAAAUCCAGUUAGUCUUUUUUUUUUCUCAGUUAAUAAGUCAAAUCAUUUCUAGAAUUAGACUUCUUUGUAAAGUCAGCAGGCUUAAUGACCUACUGAACUUCACAGUGACUUGAAGUAUGUCAAAUUGUUAUUGUAAUAGUAAAGUAUAUCCCAAUAUUUUACAUAUAAAUAUCCUGAUUUUAACAUUUUAUAAAAUUGAAAACCACAUUCCCAUAUAGUCAGAUACACUCAAAUCAUUAACAACAUUAUCAUAUUGGCAAUGCCAGUAAUAAUAAGGGAAUCUGAUGUGACAGUUUUUUAAUGAAGGAAAUGGGCCAUAUCCAAAUUUAAUUUUCAUUCUGUUCACAAGUGCUCAAUAAAUAUGAACUUUUUUCUUCUGUUCCCUUCAAUCAUCUGCUCUUAGAUCUAUGUCUGUGAACUAAAACAGAAAGUGAAUGUGCUGUUAGGGUUUUUUUUUUUUUUUUUUUUUUUGUUUUUUUUGUUUUUGUUUUUUAAGACUCAGAGAUGUGCAUGUUAAUAGCACGUUGCCAGGUAAGCUUUUUUUCUUUCUCAUUUUCUAAAAUAAGUUCCUUUUUUGUUUAAUUUCAUAGUGAUUGGCAUUUUGUGUGAGUUGGGAGACUUUAUAGCUGUUUUUAAAAAUAACCAUAGAAAACCUAAUCAGGUAGCUCUAUAGUCUGUCUAGUAGUUACCUGUAUUUAUAGUUUAUAUUUCAUCCUUAUCCAAAGAAUACUGAACUAAUGUAAAUAGAGCUGAGAUCACACUGAAGCUGAAGACAUCUGAGAGAUUCCUUUACUACAUUUUGAUAAUUUUAUUGGACUCUGCUUCCUUUGUCAACAGAUUUCUAGGAGAGAACACACCAGGUCAUUCACUGUGGUAAAACAAGGUCAUGUAUUCUUAGAGAACUGCUUUUCUAGAGUUAACAGUGUUAAGACUAAAUGUGAUGGCAGCAUCUGUUUUUCCUUUUUAAAUUGGCUGAUAAUAUAAACGUUCUUUGAAAUGGAGCGGUUUGAAAGUUUUUAUCAGUACUCUGCAAUCACUGAAAGAUAUAAAAGUGAGCCUCAUCAUGGCUCAUUAAGUUGUUUUAGCACAAUUUAGCAUCAUUAGUAUUUAUGGUGGUUUCCACUGUAAAACAGUUUAGAAAUGUUUUGUUUUCUUAGGUAAUGUAUUUUUAUUUUGUAAUGAAUAACACAUUACAGAAACAAAUGUAGAGCCAUGGAUAAAAUAAUUGAGCUUUAAAGUAGUUUAAGGAUAAAGCAAGUUGACAUUGGACUUUGAAGAGAAAGAAAUUAUUUGAGAAUCUUAAAAAGGAAAUAAGCAGAAUGGAAUUUGGGAGUUAGGCAGAUCUCUGAUGUGAUUUUUCUCCAGAAACAUUUAACUGCUAACUGCAAGUGAAGUGUAGAGAACCAGAGCCACUUUAUCUAUUUGUUUGUUUGUUAUUUUAUUAUUUAUUUAUUCAUUCAUUUAUUCAUUUAUUUAUUUAUUUAUAAUAUUUUUGGUGGAAGUAGAAACAGGCCAGGGAGUUGGAGACAUUUGCUAGGUGAUGGUGUUGACAGCAGGUGGAAUCCAAGUUAUACAAAGAAUAAGUCAUGGAAAAGAGCUGGUAGAGUUGAGAAGGUUCUUAUACACUAAAAGCUUCACUCAGUUUGAGCUUGAGAGAUGAGAAGGGGAGAUUGGAAUGUGUAAAUUCAAGAGGUCAUUUUUUAAAGCAUCUCUUACAAAGACUAACUUGACGAGUUGUGAGCUGACUUCUGGGUGCUAGAAAAAAAGACAUCCCUGAAUAUACUGAUGGUAGGGAAGGACUUUAUAUUAUGGAGAAUUUUUCUUUGACUUAUCUGAGCUGCCCGUUUCCUCAAUUUGUUCUAGACUUGGAAUAAGACCUGUUAAGAUGCUACCAACUUUCUUUUUCCUACAGUGAGGUUAGUUAAAUGCUAUUCUGAGUCUUAAUCUUCCUGUGUCUCUUUCCUUGUUAGCAUGAGGUGGUAUGCCUUAUGUUUUUGUUGGCUAAUUUUUUUCUUCCAAUCCUUCCUCACUUUCCUAUCAAUUCCUUGAUUAUGCAGCUGCAACCCAGUAUUAUUCCAUUGUCUUCAUCCAGAAGUGACCUUAUCUUUUCUUGAUAGAGGGAACAGAAGCCAUGAACUUCAUAAUACUGUAUGGCUUAAGCCUUGAAUAUGCAUUUGAGCAUCUUUUCUUCCUAUUAGUCUAGUGUCCUCUUGCUCAUUAGUGACUUGUAUUUCUCUACAACUUCUCUGUUGCAGGAUUUGCCAUACUAUUCUCUCUCUUGUAUAUUCAUCUUGUCACCCUGUAGUUAGGUCUUUCAGGACAUGUUGGUUAUCUUUUGUCUUAAAUACCAGUAGUGGUCUGGGAGAAAAAGCUUGUACUUGUAACUCACUUCCCUUUUUCUCUUCCUGUGAUCUUUCUUAAUCACUAGAUAAGUGGCUGUGGCACUAAGACAGGACAAUUAGUGUUUACAGUCUGUUUUAUCUACCAGAAUAUAGAGUGGACUCUAAACUCUUGAGCCUUUCUUUCAAAGAUCAUGGAAUUAGAGAAAAAGUGGUAUUGUCCACAUUUAUGCUGCCAAGGACAUUACCUUCAAGUGUUCUUUCUGGGUCUCAUGGUGAGCUCAGUUCAUUCAACUUGGAAAGGGCAAGUCUUUAGUGAGGAAAAUAGAGAUUUCCUUAUGUUUGAGUUGACAACUUGCUGAUUAAUAAGCCAACCCACAGAAAUAGAGGUAAUUGAGUUCCAUUAGCCCUCAGAAUAGAGGUAAUUGAGUUCAUGAUCAUUGCUGAUUAGAAUAUUUCAUAGUAUGAUUUGUGCCAAAGUUGGGACCAGUAGACAAAGGAAAGUAUACAAGUGAUAGGAAAUAUCCUCUAUAGUGAGAACACUCAGGAGUAAUGAAAAGGCCCUGUUGGUUAGAUGAAGGACAAUUUGAAUUUUCAAAUGUUAUCUGAGACAAUUUAUAGACUAUACUUUCUAUAAAGCAAAAUAAAACCACAAAAAUAGUAGCAAAGAAAAGAGUGGCCAAAAUUGUUACCAGAUUAAUAAUUUACUAAGAAGGCAAAACUCGAAAGAUAUGAAGGUCAUAACCUCCAAGAAACAAAUAGAAAAUAUUGAGUGUGGCUAAGAAUAGCCAGUAAAAGCAAGUUGUAUUGGGCACAACUUGUAAAUACUAGAGAAAAAUUCCAGUAGUUGAAAGAAUUUUGAUUCCAGGCAACACUGGGAGAAAAUAUAGUUCUAUUUCAUCUGGAUAUUUUUUUUUUAUUGUUUGAUUUGUGCCAGUGAAAAGUACUGUGUUAAUGAACAAAAACAAAGUGGCAGAGUUUAACUAUUUUACAGCACAAAGAAUCAAACCCCAGGGCCUUGUACACUCUAGCAAGUGUUUGCCACUGAGCUACAUCUUUGGCCCAAAUUACCAUUUUACAUGGAUGGCCAGAGGCAAAUAAAGUGACAUUUGUGCAGUAGGUGAAGCAGUUAGCUUUGUGACUAUAUAGGAAGAAAGCACUCAAAGUAGGAAGAGUUAGGGUCAUAGUUACUGUUUAGAGAACUGACAAGGAGGCCACUGGGCUAAUGAGGUAGCGGAUGCAGUAGGAAACAAGCUUCUGUGAUGUCUCAUGGACCAAGGAAGACCAUUGGCUGGGGCUUUUCUUGGUUUAAUGCUGAAGCUGUUGAGAGUUUUUGAGAGGAAUGAUAAUGACUCAAAGUGAUUGAAGAGUCACUGACUGGUUAAAGAAUAGACCAUGUUUAGUUAAAAAGGGAAAACCCAGGAAGACCAGAUCUUUAAUUACUGCAGUAAUUUAGACAGGUAAUAAAGGCUUAGGCUCCCAUGAUACUGGUGGAAAAGUGAUAAAUGGUCAGGUUUUGGAGCUAAUUUCAAAGUACAGAGAUUGGGUGUAUUGUGAGACAAUAGAGUCAGCAACAUUCCAACUUUUUUUUUUUUUUUUUGCUUGAGAAUUGAAAAAGUAUUCCUGCGACUAGAGUGAACAAGACUGUUAUAAGUAUGGAAUUUGGGAAUGGUAGCAGCUGAGAGGAUCAGUUUACUUUUGAAAUAUUUGAAAUACCCAUUUACUGUGUGAAAAGGGUCUUUGAGUUUCAGGCUAAAAAGGAAUGUGCAAAGGAAGAAGAAAAGCCCACUUCUAGACUUAAGACUGUAACCAAGUCUCUUCAGAUAAGAUUAUCUUGUCAGAAGGUUACUCUCCAAUGUGUAGGCAAUGCCCAGUUGUAGCUUUAUCUGAGGAACAUAAAACUUUUAAAAUAUCAAAUUAAUCAAAAUGAAUAUCCUAUGGUAGAGUAACUGAGAAUUUGUUGUAUGAAUGUGAUGUGUUCAAGUCAAUAUGCCCUACUCUAUGGAAAAUGUACCACUGUCAUACUGAGCUGUUUUAGCAAAAUCCAGAAGUAGGAAUGAAGAGAGUAAACAUAUUCUAGCUUUUGUAGACCCUGAGAACAAAGGCUUGGCUUCUUGGAAGAUUAACGUUUAUUUUAGCACCUAAUCCAAGUUAGUGUUUUUUUAAGAAAAAGCUUUCUAAAGCUUACAGAAGCACUUUGGAAUAUUAAAAAAAUAAUUUGUAUUGAUGUUUUGGAGAUUUUAAAGUAGGUCUAGAAGUUAUUUCCAAGUUGUUACAUUGUGAAGCUUGAAAUUUUUGCUAGGUAAUAAGCUAGGUUUUCAGCCACAAAAGCACAAGCCCAAAGUAUUUCAGUAAGCCUUUUCAAAAUACUCUUCUGGUAGCACUUGUUUUCUAAAAAAAUUGGACUUUUUGGUUACCUGUUUUCAUAACUUUUAACCUUGUAAUUUAGCAAAGAGCAAAUUUAGGAGAAGGUUCAGUUGUGUCAUUUUCUUGAAUUACUAUGGCUGUUUGUCAUUUCCCCUUCUGAUCCUCUUGUGCUACUUUACUGUUUUGUGAGAUGUCUGUAAAUUAUUGGUAAAUGAGGGAGUCAGGGCACCACUGUCAGGGCUUGUUCUUAAUUUGCUUUGUAUCCAGAUCAAGUAACAGCAUCUGUAUCAAUAUAUCUGUUAUUUAUUAAUAAACCUUAAUUUAAAUACAAAUACUCAUCUUAUUGUCCCUCCUACCCAGUACUUCAGUGAAUCAUCUUGCAUGCUCCCUGAAGUAUGUUGCUCAGAUUUAGAGACCUGUAACACUGUAUUGGUUACUUGUCAAUGUGACAAAAUAUCUGAUUUGAAAUAAAAAGGAAUUAUUUGAGUUCA